AUGUCCAAACCAGCCAGUAUCACUGUGACGGAGACCGAGUACGGAGAUCAAGAAUCAGAAUUGCUAGCAAGCCUUGGUCUCCAACGAGGAAGCAAUGGUCUGAUUUCCUGGCGGUCGGACAGCAAAGACCAUCCCCGGAACUGGACCAGUGGGCGAAAAGUUUUUGACACGACCGUCAUCAUCUUCCUGGAGUUCUUCGUCACUGUCGUUAGCACGGCCGGAGCCUCAGCAGCACAUGCAGCACAGGCAGAUUACGGCGUCGACAAGGUGUCUUUGACAAUGGCCUUCACAUUUAUGUACAACCUCGGCCAGGCUUUUGGGGGCCUCUUAACCCCAGCAUUCUCCGAGCUCAUCGGGCGUCGGACCCCCUACCUCGUCUCCAGCGCCGUCUUCAGUCUCUUCUGCCUCGUGGUCGGCAUCGUCCCUCACCUCUCGGCCGUGUGGAUCGGCCGCUUCGUCACGGGUUUCACGUCCGCGGUGCCCGCCGUCGUCACUGCCGGCAGCAUCCACGACAUGUUUGACGGCUCGCAGCGCGUCUGGCUCGUCGUGGUUUGGAACGCCGGGUCCACAGCUGGGCUGUGCCUGGGCCCGGUCUUCGGGGCCUACAUCGCGUCGGCGUGCGGCUCUUGGCGAUGGGUCUUCCGCUGCUCGGCCAUCAUCACUGGCAUCUGCUUCGCGUGUCUGUUGGGCAUCCGGGAGAGCAGGUCCAGCCAGAUCCUGAAACGCAAGAUGGCCGUGCUCGAAGCUCGGGGCGGCAGCGUCCGAAACCUCGACUGGUUCAACCCGGACGACGCGCCCGACGCGAGGACGAUGGUUGAACUGGCCGUCGUCCAGCCCCUCCGGCUGCUGGCGACGGAGCCCAUCGUCGUCAUGGUCACGACCAUCUCGGCCGUGUCCUGGGGCAUCAUCUACCUCUUCACCGAGUCGCUGCCGGAAGUGUACAUGUCCCUCGGUGCUGGCUUCACGCGCACUACGUCCUCGAUGGCCUUCCUGGCCUUUUUGCCUGGUGUUGUGCUGAGCUUUCUGCCUCGUCUGUGGGACCAGAGGGUUGUUCGCAAGGGUCUGCAGCGGGGCGAGGGGAUACAACCUGAAGGCAAGAUCAUGGGUUUUGCCAUCGCCGCUCCUGCGUUGGCCGUCGGGCUGAUAUGGUUCUCCUGGGCCAUCCCUCCUGCGGCGCCCCGAAUGCAUUGGCUGGUCCCCACGGCUGCACUCAUCCCUGUCGGAUUUGCCGUCAACGAGAUGGCCUACACGCUCAGCGCCUAUCUCACCGACGCCUACCUGGUCUACGCCGCUUCCGCCUUCUGUGGUUUGGCCUUCGUCCGGGCCUUGGUCUCGGGCGUCAUGCCUCUGGUGGGACAGCAAAUGUAUCCGGCUUUGGGCGCAAACGUUGCGGGCACACUCGUCGCCUGCUUCGCACUUGUCUUCUGCCUGGCUCCUUGGGUCUUUUAUCGGUAUGGCAAAGCCCUGAGAGAGAAGAGCCCGUUCGCUAGGCACAGUUUGGAAAGUCAUCUCAAGAGUCAGAUUCCUGUGCGGAAUGAAGUGGACGCAGCGCCCUGA
This is a messenger RNA of Parathielavia appendiculata, 1557 nucleotides long. RefSeq names its product major facilitator superfamily transporter. The transcript is spliced from 4 exons. Gene Ontology annotation, biological process: transmembrane transport. Bases 1 to 1557 code for a protein of 518 amino acids. Lineage: Eukaryota; Fungi; Ascomycota; Sordariomycetes; Sordariales; Chaetomiaceae. The record is from RefSeq and is a predicted model, not a curated record. Gene Ontology annotation, cellular component: plasma membrane. Gene Ontology annotation, molecular function: transmembrane transporter activity.